AUUGCGCCUAUCGCUCAUCUCAAUUACCACACACUGCUCCCUAUCGCCCAUCUCUAGUAGCCCAACACAAGUUUGCAAACGAAAAGGCUACCUCAGAGCGACCAACAACAACAGCUGCAACAUGGGCGCAAGGCAAUCGCGAGAUCCACGUUCCGUUUCAAUGGAAAAUCCAACUCCUGCCGGCGUCCUCGAUAUAUCCGACGAUGUGGUGAAACGCCUGAAGCAGGGUAUAUCACAGCAGGCACGCGAAAAUGCGACCGUUGCGGAGGUGUCGAAACCGGUGCCGAAACCCCAGGAAUCGCCCAAGAAGGUGGUCGUCAAAGAAGUAGCCCCCGCACCCCCAACAGUUGUCUACCAGGCUCCCACGCCCAUCUAUGUGCAGGGCGGCGGACACACGAUCAGUGCGGCUGAUGUGCAGCGUCAAAUGAACCAGGAGCUGGUCAAGAAUGACGAGCUGUGGAAACAGCGUAUGCUGAAGCUUGAGGAGAAUCUGAAAAAGACCAACACCAUCAUGGAGACGGAGUAUGCGAACGCCGUCGAGGGUGUCCACAAGCGGUUUGUGAGCACAGCGGCGGCGCAUAAGGUCCCACCAUGCGGAGACCUCAAGGGCCAGCUUCUCGCCUGCUAUCGUGCGCAUCCCGGCGAGACGCUUAAGUGCAUCGAUGAAGUGACCCAGUUCAGGCAAUGCGUCGAUGUGCAUCGCAUCAAGAAACUGGAUGCCGAAGCCACAGCAGCCAAAGCGCCAGCUGCUGCYGCUGCUGCCAGCAAGGUUGCUGUUAAAGCUGGUUAACGACUUGUUGAACGUUUGAAAUUGUUUCUUUCCUAUUUGGUUACCCCAAACUUAAAAGCCUUCAGAGAUAUGUUUAAACGAGAAGAGCGCUAUCAAGAGCGAGUGUCAUUGUGAACCAUAGUAAAUUAAUUUAAUAUACAUA
This is a messenger RNA of Drosophila arizonae, 932 nucleotides long. It is a transcript of the gene Chchd3, whose product is annotated as Coiled-coil-helix-coiled-coil-helix domain containing 3. Gene Ontology annotation, biological process: inner mitochondrial membrane organization. The record is from RefSeq and is a predicted model, not a curated record. NCBI's taxonomy places the organism in Eukaryota, Metazoa, Arthropoda, Insecta, Diptera, Drosophilidae. Gene Ontology annotation, cellular component: MICOS complex.